AGGCUGGCAUUCACUUGCGUGACGGGCACUGUUGAGUCAAGAUGGUGGACACAGAAAGCCCAAUCUGUCCCCUCUCCCCACUUGAGGCUGAUGAUCUGGAAAGCCCAUUAUCUGAAGAAUUCCUGCAAGAAAUGGGAACCAUCCAAGAGAUUUCUCAAUCCUUGGGUGAGGACAGUUCUGGAAGCUUUAGUUUUACAGAAUACCAGUAUUUAGGAAGUGGUCCAGGAUCAGAUGGAUCCGUCAUUACAGACACCCUUUCACCGGCUUCAAGUCCUUCAUCGGUCACUUAUCCCAUGGCUCCUGGUAGCGCCGAUGAGUCUUCCAGCGCAGCAUUGAACAUUGAGUGCAGGAUCUGUGGGGACAAAGCCUCAGGCUACCAUUAUGGGGUUCAUGCGUGUGAAGGCUGCAAGGUAUGGGGCCCUGGAGGAGGAGAAAGGGGUUCCUUUUAUUUUACUCGCAAACGUUCGUCAUUACAAAAAUAGAUCUGCUAAAAGCCGAAGGUAAGAAUCUGACCUCAGUAACAGAUCAGUUCCUCUCUCCAGAGUCUUUGACAGAUUGCUGGGCUGCACUUUGUAAAUAACUUAGAGAAAAGUAUUCUUUAAAGGACAGUCAACCAGCUUCAGAGCGAUCCCUUCAUUAGGGUGCAAGGUCAGAGCUUUUCUCUCUACCCUCGUAGCGUCAGGGAGGACAGC
Pteropus alecto (black flying fox) is the source of this 692-nucleotide messenger RNA. RefSeq names its product peroxisome proliferator-activated receptor alpha-like. Gene Ontology annotation, cellular component: nucleus. The record is from RefSeq and is a predicted model, not a curated record. The transcript is spliced from 2 exons. The coding region runs from base 42 to 482 and encodes 146 amino acids. Lineage: Eukaryota; Metazoa; Chordata; Mammalia; Chiroptera; Pteropodidae. Gene Ontology annotation, biological process: hormone-mediated signaling pathway; positive regulation of transcription by RNA polymerase II; cell differentiation. Gene Ontology annotation, molecular function: RNA polymerase II cis-regulatory region sequence-specific DNA binding; nuclear receptor activity; zinc ion binding.